Molecule: messenger RNA, 11080 nt
Organism: Diospyros lotus (date-plum)
Lineage: Eukaryota; Viridiplantae; Streptophyta; Magnoliopsida; Ericales; Ebenaceae
Product: BEACH domain-containing protein B
Exons: 44
Coding region: 706-10524 (3272 amino acids)
Molecular function (GO): protein binding
Source: RefSeq, a predicted model, not a curated record
GGCACGCCCGGCCUCCAGAAUUCUUUCUUCUUCUUUCUUGCACACCCGAAUCCCCGAUAGCCCGAGAGUCCGAGACCGCCUCACCCCUCCACCCGUCGGCCGUCGUCGAAGCAUCGACCCCUACCCUAGGUCACCGAUUAACCCUCACAUCGCCGUCGCCGCCAGACCCGAACGCCUUCGCCGUCGACUUCUCCCCCACCCAACACCCAGCCCCCCCACCCGUCGAAGUAUCGAACCCGAGGUCACCGGCUAACCCUCACUUUGCCGUCGCCGUCGGACCCGAACGCCUUCGCCGUUGGCUUCUCCCUCACCCAACAGUCAACACCUAGCCCCCUGCACCCGAUACCCCGAGUCACCCCCCUCGUCGAAGGCGACAGCAAACCCCAAUCCAUUUCACCCUCACCUCGCCGUCAACGAUCUGGUUGGUUUCGGCAACUUAAUCGUCAACGAUCUAGUUGGUUUCGCCGUCAACGAUUUGAGAAGUUUGACAGGCUUCAAAUGAUAUCAUGAUUCAUGAGAGUUGUUGUAGGAUUCAACUGCAUCUAGGUGCAGAAGAUCCUUUUCAAGGGAGAUUUGAUUCUGAUGGUGCAGAGCAGAGUCUUGAGUCAUUUGUUAUUCAGGUGCCUACAAUUAUGCAUUACAACAUCAUCAACACCACCACCAAAACUUAAUGUUUGAUUGUUUACAAAGUCCUGCUGGGGAAGCAUGAAUAUUGUAAAAGGUGUCGCUGACCUUAUUCGGAGGACUUCAAGUGGCAACAAUAAUGGGCCUGGUUCCGCGUUCUCGGCCCAGAGGUUCUCUCCACCAACUCCAAUAAUCUGUUUCAGUGAUUUUGGUGACGAGGCCACCCUAAAUACGCUAUGGGGAAGAUAUGAAAAUGCAUCAGAUAAGGAUGCAAAGAGAAAAUUAUUUUAUGUUUUCCUCAAGCAAUUCCAAAUAGUAUACAAGAAUUGGGAGCCUGCCUAUACUGACCAGUUUCCAGAGGUGGGUCCACCUGCUGCCUCACCUGCGGAAUACCUGGAACGAACUAAUGAUAUAGUUGUUGGCUGCACUACUGGACAUCCUGCUGAAAUUAUUCUGACUUUAACUGAGGAAAUCACACAUAUAACUGCUUUGGUAGCUGAAUUGAAUGCCAGCACAGAGCAAUCAACUGCAGAUCUAGUAGGGACCUCAAUGAGCUAUGCUAUGACUUCUGAGGUGUUGCCUACCUUAAAUGCCUUGAUUAUUAUAUCUCGGUCAAUGCAUAACUGCAGAGUUUUUGGCUACUAUGGUGGGAUUCAGAAACUUACGGCAUUACUGAAAGCUGCUGUUGUACAACUUAAGACAAUUACUGGUGGGCUUUCUGCUGAAGAAAGUUUACCGAGUCCUGUAAUAGAGAAGAUCAGAAUGCUGCAACAAUUACUUGUACUUGUGGUGUCAAUAAUAUGUGGCUUCAUUAUCCUACAUUCAGAUGUAUAUGAAAAGGUUCAGUUGUCUAACAGUAACAUGGAGUUUCCUGUUCCAAGGGGUGGUGCAACUUCCAUGGAUCCUUCUGCUAGUGUGAAGAAUCUGCCUUUUGAAGAAAAGCUUUGUUGGCAUCAGAAGGCAGUUGUGUCAGUAAUGGAAGCUGGUGGCCUUAAUUGGUUAGUAGAGCUGUUGCGAGUGAUGAGAAGAUUAAGUAUGAAAGAACUAUGGACAGAUACAUCACUUCAGUAUUUGACUUUGAGUGCCCUUCAAUCAGCUUUGUCAGAUAAUCCGCGAGGUCAAAAUCAUUUUAGAAGUAUUGGGGGACUUGAGGUUCUAUUGGAUGGACUGGGAUUUCCAUCAAAUACUGCUUUAAGAUCAAAGGUUUCCUCUUUUUCUGGAAAAGAAAGAGAUGAGAAUCCUUUAUUGGGUAUUUUCCAGCUCCAUGUUCUUUUGUUGGAAGUUCUUAGGGAAGCUGUCUUUGCUAAUGUGAACAACAUGCAGUUUCUAUGUGAGGAUGGGAGGGUACAUAAGUUUGCGAAUAGCUUUUGUUCACUUGCUUUCAUGCUUCAAGAGUAUGGACAGCACAAGAAUGUUAUGUCUGGGCAAAAGGAUUUUCAAAUUCUGGUUUCUGACUCCAAAAAUAAGCAUAGUUCAGAGUUUAAUGAUAUGGGGCUUUCUGCCCAACUGUCUGCCAAUUCUUUUGUACAAGAUUGGAAUGAUUAUGCAGUCAAGUUAAGCAGAGUCCUUGCUUCUUUCCUUCUUGCAACAGAAGACACUAAAUCUUCUAAUUUCCAAGUAUCAGCUAGUCGAAAUGCCGCUCCAGUUACUUCAGUUUAUGCGGAACUUUCAGUGAAGUGGUUCCUGAAGGCUCUACUCACGUUGUUUCCUUGCAUUAGGGCUUGUUCUAAUCAGAAUGAGUUGCCAAGCCACUUAAGGUUCUUUGUCCAUACACUGCAGCAUUAUGUUCUUUAUGCUUUCAGGAAGGUUCUUGUUUCUUCACCUACAUUACUGGAUGGACUCCGAGCUGAAGGAAUAUGGGACUUUAUCUUCUCUGAGAACUUUUUCUAUUUUGUGCCAGCUUCAGUAGAAUGUUUGGGAGAUAGUUGCAAACAUGAUGAGGUUCAUCAUUCUAACUUAGAAAUAUGCUCCAGCUCCAAUAGAGUUGGCAGUAUAAAUGGUAACGACAUUGAUGCUCUUCAGGUUGAAGUCAUCUCUUUCGUGGAAUUUGCAGCAACAUCAAAUGCUAGUAAACACAAUUUGUCCGAGUGUUCUGCUUUGUUAGAUGCCCUUGAACAGUCUGCUUGUAAUCCUGGGAUUGCUGGUGUUAUUGCAAAGAGCCUGCUUCGAAUAUUACAGCUUUCUACUGAGAAAACGUUUUCUUCAUUGAGGAAACUUGAUGCAAUACCUCGGGUGCUCAAAGUUGCAUGCAUUUUGGCCCAAGAAUUUCGAAGGAAUAAUAAUAUGAAUUCUUAUGUCGAGAAUAACAUGGAACUGAUACCUUCUCAAGGUUUUGAUGGACCUCAUUCAUCUGAGAUAGCACAAAAUUGGUACAGAAGUAUGGAAACAUCAAUAGAGAUCUUUGUUGAAUAUCUCAAUGUAAAUGAUGAUGCAAAAAGUUCAAUUUUGCACAGUCCUGCUUGUAUUGAUUGCUUAUUUGAGUUAUUCUGGGAAAGAGGUUUAAGAAAUCGUGUACUUGUUCAUAUUCUUGAUCUAAUGAAGAUCACUCCAGUUUCUGAGGAAGACCAAAAAGCAAUGUUGUAUUUAGGCUCCAAAUAUUUGGAAACAUUUACUCAUGUAAAGGAACGGGAGAAAAACUUUGCAGAACUGUCAAUUGAUCUAUUGGUUGGGAUGAGAGACAUGCUUCUUAGUAAUCAAGUGUUCUACCAGGCUUUGUUCCGUGAUUGUCAAUGCUUUUUGCACAUUUUGUCAUUGUUGAAUGGAAUCCUUGAUGAGGAUGGCGAGAAGUUAGUCCUAAAUGUCCUUCAGACUCUUACUUGCCUGCUUGCGAGCAAUGAUGUCUCAAAGGUGGCAUUUAGAGCUCUUGUUGGCAAGGGUUAUCAGACAUUGUUAAGUUUACUGUUGGACUUUUGUCAGUGGCACCCAAAUGAAGAGCUUUUAAAUGCUUUGCUUGAUAUGCUUGUUGAUGGAAAGUUUGAUAUUAAAGCAAGCCCUCUAAUAAAGAAUGAAGAUGUAAUAUUGCUUUAUCUGAGUGUUCUCCAGAAGAGCAGUGAUUCAUUACAGCAUUAUGGGCUCAAUCUGUUUCUCCAGCUGCUCAGAGAUUCAAUAUCAAAUCGAGCUUCAUGUGUCAGAGCUGGAAUGCUUAAUUUUCUACUUGAUUGGUUUUCUAAAGAAGAAAAUGACAGUAUAAUUGUGAAGAUUGCACAAUUAAUUCAGAUAACUGGUGGACAUAGCAUAUCUGGUAAAGAUAUUCGUAAAAUAUUUGCUCUAUUGCGAAGUGAGAAAGUUGGGGCUCGGCAGCAGUACUGUUCACUAUUGCUCACUGGAAUGUUAUCAAUGCUAAAUGAGAAAGGACCAACUGCAUUUUUUGAUCUUAAUGGGAAUAAUUCUGGAAUUGUAAUUAAAACGCCAGUACAGUGGCCUCUCAAUAAGGGAUUUUCUUUUUCUUGUUGGCUCAGAAUAGAAAACUUUCCCAGGAGUGGGACAAUGGGACUUUUCUGUUUUCUCACCGAGAACAGAAAAGGAUGCUUGGCAGUCCUUGGAAAAGACAAGCUGAUAUAUGAGUCUAUUAAUCAGAAACGUCAGUGUAUUUCGACAAAUGUUAAUCUAGUAAGAAGGAAAUGGCAUUUUCUUUGUUUAACUCAUAGCAUUGGUAGAGCAUUUUCGGGGGGUAGCCUGCUAAAAUGUUUCGUGGAUGGAGUUCUUGUAUCAUCUGAAAAGUGCAGAUAUGCUAAAGUUAAUGAGUUAAUAACAACUUGCACAAUUGGCACCAAAAUUAGUUUGCCUCCAUAUGAAGAAGAGAAUGCAAUGCCCAGCAUCAAAGACUCAUCUUCUUUUCUUGGUCAGAUUGGUCCAGUUUAUAUGUUUAGCGAUGCCAUUACUUCUGAACAAGUGCAGGGCAUCUAUUCCUUGGGGCCAAGUUAUAUGUAUGCAUUUCUUGAUAGUGAAGUUUCAAUCUGCUCAGAUAAUCCAUUGCCUGGUGCAAUUCUUGAUGCCAAAGAUGGGCUUGCAUCAAAAAUUAUAUUUGGACUAAAUGCACAGGCUUGUAGUGGUAAGACAUUAUAUAAUGUUUCUCCAUUGGUGGAUCACACUUUGGAAAAGAAUUCUUUUGAUGCCACUGUUAUGAUUGGGACACAGUUAUGUUCACGGCGGUUGUUACAGCAAAUUAUUUACUGUGUUGGAGGUGUAUCUGUGUUUUUCCCUCUUUUCACUCAGACUGACUCAUAUGAGAAUGAUGCAACUGGGCAAGCUGAACAAGGGUUGCUCACUCCUAUCAUGAAGGAGCGUUUAACUGCUGAAGUGAUUGAGCUUAUAGCUUCUGUCCUUGAUGAGAAUGUAGCCAACCAACAACAAAUGCUGCUUCUUUCUGGAUUUUCAAUUCUUGGAUUUUUAUUGCAAUCAGUUCCACCCCAGCAAUUGAAUAUGCAAACUCUUUCAGCUUUGAAACAUAUGCUUAAUGUUGUUGCAAGUAGUGGUUUAUCGGAGCUGCUUGUCAAAGAUGCUAUAUCUAAUAUAUUCCUUAAUCCCCUUGUUUGGGUCUACACAGUUUACAAGGUGCAACGUGAACUGUAUAUGUUUCUCAUUCAGCAAUUUGACAAUGAUCCCAGGCUUCUUAAGAGUCUUUGUCGGCUCCCUCGUGUUCUUGAUAUAAUACGCCAAUUUUAUUGGGGCAGUGGAAAAUGCAGAUAUGCUUUAGGAGGCAAACCUCUUUUGCAUCCCAUAACAAAGGAUGUACUUGGAGAGAGACCUAGUCAAGUAGAAAUACAUAAAAUUCGCCUUCUUCUAUUGAGCCUUGGGGAGAUGAGUUUAAGGCAGAACAUUGCAGCCUCCGAUUUAAAGGCCCUUAUUGCCUUUUUUGAAACAAGUCAGGACAUGGCAUGCAUUGAAGAUGUUUUGCAUAUGGUUAUCCGUGCUGUUUCUCAAAAGCCAUUGCUUGCUUCAUUCCUAGAACAAGUUAACUCACUUGGUGGUUGUCACAUAUUUGUCAAUCUUCUUCAAAGGGAUUUUGAGCCCAUCAGAUUACUCAGCUUGCAGUUUCUGGGAAGACUUUUGGUUGGCCUUCCAUCUGAGAGAAAAGGACCAAAAUUCUUUAGUAUUUCAGUUGGAAGAUCCAAAUUUCUCUCGGAGAGUCAUAGAAAAAUAAGCUUAAGGAUGCAAUCAAUUUUCUCUGCCAUGUCAGACAGGCUAUUCAGAUUUCCGCAGACUGAUCUUCUAUGUGCUAGUUUAUUUGAUGCUCUCUUAGGUGGUGCUAGCCCAAAGCAGGUUUUACAGAAACAUGGCCAGCUUGACAGGCAGAGAAGCAGGGGAAACAAUUCUCAGUUUUUUCUUCCUCAGAUCUUGGUCCUCAUUUUCAAAUUCCUGUCUGAAUGUGUGGAUGUAGCUGCAAGGAUAAAAAUAAUCAACGAUUUACUUGAACUUCUUGAUUCAAAUCCUUCAAACAUUGAAGCCCUAAUGGAAUAUGGGUGGAAUUCCUGGUUAAUGGCUUCUACGAGCCUUCGUGCAUUGAAAGACUACAAAAUUGAGUCACGAGUGCUAGGUGACAGUGAGAUAAAUGAGCUAAGUUAUGUGAGGAAUUUAUUCUGUGUUGUUCUUUGUUACUAUAUGCAUUCCGUGAAAGGUGGUUGGCAACAUCUCGAGGAGACGGUGAAUUUUCUACUUCUACAAUGCGAACAGGGUGGCAUCUCAUGUAGAUAUCUGCUUCGUGAUAUCUAUGAGGAUUUAAUUCGGAGGCUCAUUGAUUUAUCUUCUGAGGGAAAUUAUUUUUCCUCACAGCCAUGUCGAGACAACACAUUAUAUCUUCUCAGACUUCUUGAUGAGAUGCUUAUCUCUGAAAUUAGUUACAAACUCCCGUUUCCUACAAGUAGCUCAGAUCUCGCUCCAGAUUUCCUGGAAUUAGUAAGUUACAAAGAUCUAGACUCUGCCUUAUAUGAGGCCUUACAAGGAGAAUCUGCUGAUGUCAUGUCUAGGAAGCCUCGGGUUACCAAAGAUCCUAUUCCAAAUAAAGACGAUAUAGUUGAUGAUGAGUGGUGGAAUUUAUAUGAUAAUCUGUGGAUAAUUAUCUUUCAGAUGAAUGGGAAGGGACCAAGCAAAGUGUUACCCAAAUCUUCAUCCACUGUGGGUCCAUCUUUUGGUCAAAGAGCAAGGGGAUUAGUAGAAUCACUAAAUAUUCCUGCUGCAGAAAUGGCUGCAGUUGUUGUGUCAGGGGGUCUAACCAACGCAUUGGGUGGGAAACCAAAUAAAAAUAUUGACAAGGCUAUGCUGUUAAGAGCUGAGAAAUGCCCCAGAAUUGUUUUUCGACUUGUUAUUCUAUAUCUCUGUAGAUCUUCUCUUGAAAGAGCAUCUCUAUGCAUUCAACAGGUUAUUCCACUUCUACCGAAUGUUGUAGCUGCUGAUGAUGAGCAGAGCAAGAGCAGAUUGCAGCUUUUUAUAUGGGCCUUGCUUGCUGUUAGGAAACAGUAUGGAAUGCUGGAAGAUGGUGUUCGAUUUCAUGUUAUUUCCCAUAUGAUUCGAGAAACUGUUAACUAUGGUAAAGCAAUGCUAGCUACCAGUAUGAUGGGAAGAGAUGAGGCCUCAGACUUGGGCAGCACUCAAAAUGAAACAGGCACCCUCCAAAAUCUAAUUCAAAAGGAUCGAGUGCUUUCUGCGGUUGCUGAUGAAGUAAAAUAUAUUAAGACCUUACAAACAGAUCGCAUUAAACAGUUGCACGAUCUCCACAUUAGGACUGAUGAAAGUUUAUCCAUAGAUUCUACUCAAAAGAAAGCUUUUGAAGAUGAGAUACAGAGUAACUUAAAGGCCAUUCUUGACUGGGAUGAUAGUAGGAGGACUUCUUUUCAGCUUGCCCAUGAUGAGGAACAGCAAACCAUUGCUGAAAAGUGGAUACACAUGUUUCGCUCUCUGAUUGAUGAGAGGGGUCCAUGGUCUGCAAAUCCUUUUCCAAAUAGUAUCAUCACACACUGGAAGCUUGAUAAGACUGAAGAUGCAUGGAGGCGUAGGCUGAAGUUGAGACAAAAUUAUCAUUUCAAUGAAAAUCUUUGCCAUCCUCCAUCCACCAUAUGUAGUAAUGAGGUGUCUCCUCCAGUUAAUGAAAGCAAAUCUGCUUUUGGGGGGCAUAUUCCAGAGCAAAUGAGGCGGUUUUUACUGAAAGGAAUUCGCAAGAUCACUGAAGAUGGACCCUCAGAAACAACUGAAAAUGAUGCUGAAUCUAGUGGACAAAAAUCCUGUGUCUCUGAGGAUAUCUCAAACAAAAAGGGCUCUGAGGCAGUAAAAGACAGCAGUGGUCAAAAUGAAUUUUACCAAGAGAAGAUUGAUCCUUCCCCUACAUCAACAGAGCAAGAAACUAGCGAGGUUCUUAUAUCUGUUCCAUGUGUACUUGUGACACCAAAGAGAAAACUAGCUGGACGGUUGGCAGUCAUGAAAAGUGCUUUGCAUUUCUUCAGUGAGUUUUUGGUGGAAGGUACAGGAGGGGCAUCUGUUUUUAAGAACUGUAAUGUUUCAAGCAACUAUGAUACAGGCAAGCUGGAUCAAUUGGGAGGAGCUCAAAAGCAGAAGUUAAAUUUAGAUUCAGUUUCAGAAAAAAUUAAUGUAUCUGAAACUACAGAAGUAGUUCACAAGAUUAUUCUACAAAAGCAACCCAAAAAUAUUAAGCGCCACCGAAGAUGGAAUAUUUGUAAGGUAAAGGCUGUCCUUUGGACUCGGUAUUUGCUUAGGUACACUGCAAUAGAGAUUUUCUUCAAUGAUUCUGUUGCUCCUGUUUUUCUGAAUUUUGCAUCACAGAAGGAUGCAAAAGAUGUUGGGACCUUGAUAGUUACAACUAAAAAUGAAUCUAUGUUUCCUAAGGGAUACAAGGACAAGAGUGGAAUGAUUUCCUUUAUUGAUAGACGUGUGGCAUUGGGCAUGGCAGAAACAGCUAGAGAGAGCUGGCGGAGAAGGGAAAUGACAAACUUUGAAUAUCUAAUGAUACUCAACACACUUGCAGGAAGAUCUUACAAUGACUUAACCCAGUAUCCUGUUUUCCCUUGGAUACUAGCUGAUUAUUCCUCAGAGACUUUGGAUUUCAACAAGUCAUCAACUUUCCGGGAUCUCUCAAAACCUGUUGGAGCACUGGAUCCAAAACGAUUUGAGGCCUUUGAAGAUAGAUACCAAAAUUUCUGUGAUCCUGAUAUUCCCAAUUUCUACUAUGGGUCUCAUUAUUCAAGUAUGGGGAUUGUGCUUUUUUACCUCCUUAGAUUAGAGCCAUUUACAGCUCUUCAUCGUACUUUGCAGGGUGGUAAAUUUGACCAUGCAGAUCGUCUUUUUCAAAGUAUUGAGAGCACUUACAGGAACUGUCUUUCGAAUACAAGCGAUGUGAAAGAAUUGAUUCCCGAGUUCUUUUAUAUGCCAGAAUUUCUUGUGAAUUCAAACUCUUAUCAUUUUGGAGUGAAGCAAGAUGGUGAACCCUUAGGUGAUGUUUUCCUUCCUCCUUGGGCUAAGGGUUCCCCAGAUGAGUUCAUUAAUAAAAACCGAGAAGCCCUUGAAAGUGAAUAUGUUAGCUCAAAUCUCCAUCACUGGAUUGAUUUAGUGUUUGGUUACAAGCAGCGUGGAAAACCUGCAGUAGAGGCGGCAAAUAUCUUUUACUAUUUAACUUAUGAAGGUUCCGUUGAUCUAGAGACCAUGGAAGAUGAAUUGCAAAGGUCAGCCUUAGAAGACCAGAUUGCAAAUUUUGGGCAGACACCCAUUCAGAUCUUUCGUAAGAAACAUCCUAGAAGGGGACCGCCAAUUCCGAUUGCUCAUCCUCUACACUUUGCUCCCAACUCUAUUAACUUGACUUCAAUUAUUUCUAGUACAAGCAAUUCACCAUCAUCUAUCUUAUAUAUUAAUUUGUUUGAAUCCAAUAUUGUCCUCGUCAACCAGGACCUGACCAUGUCUGUCAAGAUGUGGUUGACAACCCAACUGCAAUCUGGUGGAAAUUUUACCUUCUCUGGUUCUCAGGAUCCUUUUUUUGGGGUUGGUUCUGAUAUCCUUUCUCCCCGUAAAAUUGGGAGUCCAUUGGCAGAAAAUAUUGAACUUGGACCACAAUGCUUUGCAACAAUGCAAACACCAUCUGAAAAUUUCUUGAUUUCAUGUGGCAACUGGGAAAACAGUUUUCAGGUCAUAUCCCUAAUGGAUGGAAGAAUAGUGCAGAGUGUCAGACAGCACAAAGAUGUAGUUAGCUGUGUUGCAGUGACAUCUGAUGGGAAUAUCCUUGCUACGGGGAGUUAUGACACAACAGUCAUGGUGUGGGAGGUUUCCCGUGUUAAAGCCUCUGAAAAGAGAGCUCGAAGUACACCAAGUGAGAUGCACCGGAAAGACUCUGUUAUUGCUGAAACUCCCUUUCAUAUUUUAUGCGGACAUGAUGAUAUAAUUACAUGCUUGUUUGUUAGCAUUGAGCUUGAUAUAGUUAUAAGUGGUUCAAAAGAUGGGACCUGUGUUUUCCAUACUCUGCGGGAGGGAAGAUAUAUUAGAUCCAUCCAGCAUCCAUCUGGCAGUCCAUUGUCAAAGCUUGUUGCAUCUCGUCAUGGACGGGUUGUGUUUUAUUCUGAUGGUGACCUAGGUUUGCACCUUUAUUCUAUUAAUGGAAAACACAUUGCAACUUCUGAAUCAAAUGGUCGGCUCAACAGUGUAGAACUGAGUACUUGUGGUGAGUUCUUGGUUUGUGCCGGAGACCAAGGGCAGAUUGUUGUACGCUGUAUGAACUCACUGGAGAUGGUGAGGAAGUAUAGUGGAAUUGGAAAGGUUCUAACUUCACUAACAGUGACUCCUGAAGAAUGCUUCCUAGCAGGAACAAGAGAUGGAAGCCUUCUUGUGUAUUCAAUAGACAAUCCUCAACUUCGUAAAACUAACAUUACUCGACACUCGAGAUCCAAAGGUUCUGCAACAGGAUAAAUUCAAGGCUUCUGUGUGCAUUAUUUUACAAGUCAUGCUGAUCCCUGAUUUUUAUGGAAGCUGUGUGUGUGUCAUCCACGUUUUAUAGGGAUGUUGUUGAAGCCCCCUUCACCGGCUUUCUGAAACAGUCAUAAAUUCUGUGACUGUCUUGGGUGUGAAGAUGGUAAAAAGGGUCAUGGCACUGUCGCCAGCAAGACUUAGGUGGGCUCACUAGUUGGGACUUUCCCUUUUUCCGCGUUACAAUCUGGCUAGCCUAUGACCAUUCGCAAAUUCAGUUCUGUUCUCUUUGUGUCGGUGAAAUUGCCCUCGCGGCGAGGGAACUUGACAAAUUCUUGUACAUUGUAUUAUUUAGUGCAGAAAUGUAUGUACUAGACAUAGCUGUAUGUCGUUUUCUAUUCCAGUCAUUUGUAUUUAUUAUAUAUAUAUAUAUAUACAUAUAUAAACAUGUUAACCUCCUCCACUCGAGCAACUUGUAUAGAUAGGUUCUCUUUGUAUCAUGCGGCAAUUUUUCAACCCAGGGGGGUGUAAUAAUCACUCGAUGGUUUGAAUGGCAUAA